AUGGCAUUUGACUAUAAAGUUCACUCAACUCUUCCCCAUAUUCCUAAGACACCAAGUUUCGCGUUCUGGAACCGUACACGAAUUUAUAUUAUGGUUCUGACGCUAGCAUGUCUCACAUUUAUUCAAAUCAACACAGUAAUUUUCAAUUUCACUGUGAUUUGUAUGGAAGAUAUUGUGGAAGAUUAUAACCUACUCACUAACUACACAGGCACUCACUGGUUUCAGAGAACCACCGAAAAAUCGCUACUCUUCUCGGGUGCAGCUAUUGGUGGCCUCAUCGGGCUUAUACCAUCCGUACCCCUCAUCAACUCAAUCGGCUUGCGAAACUUCCAAACAAUAUCUGGCCUGAUUUCUGCUCUCGGCGCGCUUCUUUUCCCCUUGGCAGUUUCCAUCGACUUUUACUCUUCGUUUUUGUGUAGGGUCCUACAAGGAAUGGGCUCAUCGAUUAUAUUCACGUCGGUUGGCGUGGUGCCAGGUGUUUGGGCUCCGAGUAACGAGACGAACACUUUCACGGCAAUAUUGUCAUGUGCUCUUCAAUUGGGUAAUAUUAUCUGCAUGCCUGUGUCGGGAUUUCUUUGUGAAUCGUCAUUGGGUUGGAGGUCUAUUUAUUAUCUUUUUGGAGGAUUAACGGCGAUCAUUUUCAUAAUGUUCUGGUUCACUUAUACUGAUGAUCCAAAGUUGCACAGAAACGUGUCCGAAAACUGUGAAGUUCACCCAACAACAUCGGAUGGCAGGCUACCGAAAAUUCGGAAAACUUCGAGUUUUGUAUUCUGGAACAAAACGAGGAUGUUCAUUAUGAUUUUGACAUUAGCCUGCUUAACGUUUAUUCAGAUCAACACGCUGCUGUUCAACUUUACUGUGAUUUGUAUGGAGGAUGUUGUGGAAAAUUAUAACCUACUCACUAACUACACAGCCACUCACUGGUUUCAGAGAAACACUGAAAAAUCGCUACUCUUCUCGGGUGUAGCAAUUGGUGGCCUGAUUGGCCUGAUCCCAUCGGUACCCCUCAUCAAUGCACUCGGCCUUCGAAAUGUUCAGACCAUAUCUGGCUUGAUUUCCGCAUUCGGUGCACUUUUAUUCCCUCUCGCUGUUUCAAUUGGUUUCUACACAACACUACUCUGCAGAAUCCUUCAAGGAAUGGGCUCAGCUGUCAUGUUCACGUCGGUUGGCGUGGUGCCAAAUGUAUGGGCUCCGAGGAACGAGGCGAACACUUUUAUGGCAAUUUUGUCAUGUGCUCUUCAAUUGAGUAAUAUUAUUUGUAUGCCGGUAUCCGGGCUACUUUGUGAAUCGGCAUUGGGAUGGAGGUCGAUUUAUUAUCUUUUUGGAGGAUUGACUUUUAUUAUGUUCAUUGUCUUUUGGAUUUCUUAUAAGGAUGACCCAAGUUUGCACAGAAAUGUAUCGCAAAAGGAACUUGAAAAAAUCUCCAGCGGCAAAAUUGUCAAGGUACCUUGCCAUUUGCACCGACCCAACUGUUCUUAUCACUUGGAUCACUUGUUUUGGAGGCUUUGUCGGCCUAUAUUCCCUGUCUCUUUACGGCCCAACUUAUCUCCGAGAAAUACUCAAGUUCGAUGUAAGGGAAACUGGAUUUUUGUCAGCUCUUCCAUUUAUUCUAUCAGCGAUUAUCAAGUUUGCAGCCGGCAAGAUUUCAGACAAGUUGUCUUUCUUAUCGGAAAAGUCUCGAUUCGUAUUUUUCGCUGCAACCUCUCAAAUUGGAUUCGUCGCCGGGUUACUUGUAAUGGCUUUUACCACGAAUCGGUUAAUUGCUCAAAUUGCGUUCAAUUUUGCGAUUGUAUCGUCCGGAAUGAAUGUGAUGGGAGUUUUUAAAGUUGUGCAAUUGCGUUGCCUCCAACACGUUCAUUUUGCAAUUGCCGUAAUCUCGUUUACAACUUACUUGGUUCAAUUUUUGGCUCCAGUAAUAGUGGGGAUUAUUUGCCCGGAUAACACUCCAGCGCAGUGGACAACGCUUUUCCUGGUGAUCAGUGCAAUCAUAAUUGUGUGCACGGUCGGGUUCCCAUUCCUCACCAAAUCAGAUGCCGCAGACUAUACCAAGAAGAAGACGGUGGAAUCAUGUCGAAGCUAGUU
This is a messenger RNA of Caenorhabditis elegans, 2082 nucleotides long. Lineage: Eukaryota; Metazoa; Nematoda; Chromadorea; Rhabditida; Rhabditidae. The record is from the annotation of a RefSeq genome assembly.